GGAUGGUAUAAAUGGUCGAGGUGCUGUGUGGUUGUCGUGUUGCAGCUUGCUCUGUAGUCUAGUUUUUGUUUUGUCUUUUUCGCGAGUGGGACCGGCUCGUGAUCUUUUUCUAAUGGCGCCCGUAGCCCUUGCCCUGCUGUUCGCAGUUGCGUUUGCCACUGGAGCAAGUGCCCAAGACGCUUUGCCAGCGGCAAUAAAUUCAACCGCGGCCACCCAACCCCUCGCUGCGACCAAUUCUUCGACUGCCGCGUCUACCAUCACCACGUCCCUGCCAACCACCGCCUUGGUCUCGUCCUCCACCGCGGUAUCCGCCAUUACUGCCGGGGUCACGAAGGGUGACCAGACCGCGAGACCCGUGCUGGACACGCAUCCAGCUUGUCUCCCUGGCGUGUGCCAGAACGGAGGUCUGUGUGGCGUGACUCCGCAAGGCUCUUACGUCUGCACCUGCUUCCAUGGCUACACGGGACGCAACUGCUCAGAGGUGUCCCUCCGUGUGGACUGCGGGGCGAGCGAGGUGAGCGCGUCCCUGGAGAACGACUUUCUCGCGUGGCACAACAUCACGGCCACCACCGUGGUGCUGGCGCGCCACUCCUCCCUGGACGCGGUGCCCAGCGAGGCUUGCCUGGCUCGCAAGAGCGUCUCCCAGGGCGUAAGCCACCUCCUCAUGAAGCAGACGCACGGCCGUGAGGAAUGCGGUGCCAAGAUGAUGGUGAACGACACCCACGUGAACAUCGCAUACCAGGUAAUAAUCGGGAACCGCUCUGACGUGAUCGAGAGGAUCUACUUUGUGCUGGACUUCUCCUGCGUGUAUCCCCUGGAGGAGCGCGUGGCUUCAGACGUCGCUGUCACGAGCGCCCUCUUGACAUUCAUCAUCCCCGAGAUGGAUGGUGUCCUGCGGGUCGCCAUGGCGCUCUACAGGAGCGCCAACUUCUCGCAGGCAGACAGGUACGCCGUCUCGCCCAGGCUGAGCUCCUUCGAUCGAAUUUACGUGCGGGUCUUCCUGCACAUGCACUCGAAGGACAAGGAGACUGACGCCAAGGGCGAUUUCAACCUCCUGCUUGUGAACUGCUGGUGCACGCCGAGUGACAACGCGUCUGACCCCAUCAACCACAAGCUCUUCAACGACGGAUGUCCCUCGGACCAGACCGCCUACUUCCACAGCGUGAAUGGCAAUGACAGCCACGUGGACUUCAGCGUCCAGAUGUUGAAGUUCAUCGGCAUCCAGUACCAGUUGGUCUACAUCCACUGCUCUGUGCGUGUCUGCUUCAGCGUCAACAGCACUCAAUGCGUCCCGGGAUGUCAAGGCGGCAGGGUGAAGAGGCACACGAGGAAGGCCGACACGUUCGAGGGGGUGCUGUCCAUCGGGCCCAUGAGGAUCGUUGACGAUGAGGUGGAGAUCGAAGUCACCCAGUCCACCCACGGCCUCUCCACGCCCAUCCUCGUUCCGCUGCUGCUCGUUGCCGCCUUCGCCGGGGCCCUCAUCUCGCUCGGCUGCUUCGUGGCAACGCGGAGAGGCACGCGGCAGUUGCGGGCGGCGGCGGACGACAACUUGGGAGGGCAACCACCCUCCUAUGGGACUGCAUGUGGCCCACCGGGCAACCUCCAGUUGCCUGACGCAUCCGUGACUGGCGAGACUCUGCCCAAGACGAAGAUUGUUGUUUCAUGAAACGAGUACUCGCUCGCGUGCUUCCAUGCACGUCGCCCUAGAUGUGUUUUUGUGUAAUCUUGUGCUCCUUUUUGUGGCACCCUAGUGUGGCUUUGACUGGAAUGAAAACUACUGAUGAAUUGAUGUCUCUUUAAAAGAAAAAAAUAAACUUGCAAGAAAAACAU
Messenger RNA from Petromyzon marinus (sea lamprey), 1830 nucleotides. RefSeq names its product uromodulin-like. Lineage: Eukaryota; Metazoa; Chordata; Hyperoartia; Petromyzontiformes; Petromyzontidae. The record is from RefSeq and is a predicted model, not a curated record.